AUGACAGGUAGUAUUGUCUCACCACCAAAGCCCUGUCCAAGGGGAAUGUAUAAGAGCAUGAUCUACGAGUGUAAUCAAGACGGAUUGAAUGAGCCUAAUCCAAGUAGUAGUAAGCUUGACUCGAGCUUGAUUCAGUACAAUUCGGAAAAGGUAUCCGCCACAACCCACGCCAUUCCAGUCCAGUUGCUUACCCCUGCUUCGUGCAAUGGAGAGCAACCGAAGGCGACGGUGACAUUGAGCUUCCUCGUGGGCGCCGCAAUCGAGCUUGGCUGCCAAGGAUUCAUCUCACAAAUUCUUAAAGCUCUCCAACUUCCUCAUGCUUUCAUUGCUUGGAUCGAAGCUUGUUUCACAGGAGCAAGGUUUUCCAUUUCUUUUAAUGGGACCUUAAUUGGCUACUUUAAAGGUGCUAGAGGCCUAAGACAGGGAGACCCUCUCUCCCCUUAUCUUUUUGUUCUUGCAAUGAAUAUUUUAUCUCGAAUGCUUAAUUUAGCUGAUGGAAGAGGAAUGUUUGGUUUUCAUCCUAAAUGCAGGAAAAUUGGUCUUACUCAUCUAUCGACAGAUUAUUUAAUGAUAUUUUGCAAAGGUAAUAUUGAAUCUAUUAUUGGUGUUCUUACUAUUCUUGAUCAUUUCUAUGAAGUCUCUGAGCUUAAAUUGAAUCCUUCCAAAUGUGAGAUUUUUGCUAUGGGGAUUCCAUUAAGAACCAUCGAGGAUUUACAACAGAUUAUUGGGUUUCAUAUCGGAAGUCUUCAUGUCCAUUACCUUGCUUCAAUCCUUAAAAAUGUGGAACAUAUAUGCUCUAGAUACUUCUGGAAAGGAGUAGAUAAAUCUGCUGCUGGUGCUCGUGUGAGCUGGGAAAAUAUUUGUCUCUCCAAAUCAGAUGGUGGCCUCGGACUGAAGAAUAUUAAAACUUGGAAUAGAGCUUGUCUCAUUAGUCUAAUUCGAAAAAUAUUAGCGGGAGAUGGAUCACUGUGGGUUGCAUGGCUUAAGGCCUGUGCUUUUAAGGAGCAAGACUUUUGGCACUUCCAAGCUGCUGCAAAUGUAAGUUGGAGUAUCAGCAGAAUCUUAAAAUCAAGGGCUGAAGCUCUUCCAAUUCUUUCAGUCGGUUCUCCGCAUGUUAAGGAAAUAUGGGACUUGAUUCGAUUCAAAGGGUAUAAUGUUUCAUGA
Molecule: messenger RNA, 1164 nt
Organism: Hibiscus syriacus
Lineage: Eukaryota; Viridiplantae; Streptophyta; Magnoliopsida; Malvales; Malvaceae
Exons: 4
Coding region: 1-1164 (387 amino acids)
Source: RefSeq, a predicted model, not a curated record